GAGCGAAGGCAGGGAGGCGGGCGGAGCUGCCGCGGCGGAGGCGGUCCGGGUGCCCAUCCCGCGCCGGAGAGGGGGGGGCCUUGGUCGGAGCAGGCGGGGGGAGGAGGGGGGGGGCGGCGGCGGCCCGUGUCUUCCCCAUUGUCUGCAGCCCGCGAAGGGGGGGAGGAGGCGGGGAGCCCAGCGGCGCGCCGGGAAGGGAGGCGGGCCCGGGAGGGAGGGCCCGAGGAGCCGCAGCCAGCCGGGGAGGCGGGCGGGCGGGCGGGCCGGGGGUCGUCGGGGCCGCCAUGGAGCCGAAGCACCAGGAGCUGCUGGGGCAGUGCCGGCAGAGCCUGGCGCAGGCCAUGAGCGAGGUGGACCGGGUGGUGGAGCUGCUGGAGGCGGCCGGCGCCCUGGGCCCCCACGACCUGCGGCAGCUGCGCGAAGCCGCCGCUCUCGGCGGGGCCGGGGAGGAGGGGGCCGAGGGGCAGCAGCAGCCACAUCUGCCCGGGGCCCCCCCGCCCCCGCCGCCGCCGCCGUCCCGCGUGCGCAAGGCCGAGGCGCUGCUGCAGCUGCUGCUGGGCAAGGAGCGCGACCACUUCCAGGACCUGCGCGUGGCCCUCGAGAAGACCCAGCCCCACCUGCUCGCCACCCUCUACCUCAACCACGCGGGAGGGGAGCCCCCCGGCGCCAACGCCCCCAACGCCCAGUCCGCCGACGCCGCCGGGUCAACUUACAGUGUCUUGUCCAUCAUGCCAUCGGACUCGGAAAGUAGCAGUUCUCUAAGCAGUACCGGUACGACGGGCAAAGCCUCAUCGCCUCCGCCUGCCAUUAUAGACGUGAGGCAGUUGAAUGAGAAGCUGGAGACGGUUCUGUUUCAGCUCCGCCAGGUUACCCGUGAGCGGGAUGAAUUGCGGAAGCGCCUUGCACUUUCCUCUCCUGGGUCAACCUUUGAUGACUGCAGGCCGAGCCCCAAGCCGAACCACGAUUACGAACGACUGAAGGUUCAGUGCAUGAAAGCCAUGUCAGACCUGCAGUCUCUACAAAACCAGCACACCAAGACGCUAAAAAGAUGUGAAGAGGCUGCCAAGGAGGCUGAUUUUUAUCAUACCUUACACAGCCGCCUGCUUAGUGACCAGUCCCAGUUGAAGGAGGACAUGGACACCUUGAAACGGAAGAACAGCCAGCUGGUACGAGAACACAACCACCUCCAGCAGUCGUGCGAGGAAAUGAAGAGGCUUCAUGACGAGGAUCAGAAAGAGAUCACAGAUUUGCGCAGUCAGCAGCAGCAGGUUAUGAAGCAGAACGGGUCGUCGGAGAUACUCAACAAACUCUACGACACGGCGAUGGACAAGCUGGAAGGCGUGAAGAAGGACUACGACGCGCUGAGGAAGCGGUACAACGAGAAGAUUGCCAGCCACAACACCGACCUGAGCCGGCUGGAGCAGGCGGAAGAGGAGAACCGGCGCCUGCAGAAGCAGAUGGACGCGUUGAUGAAGCAGCGAGACACCGCCGUCCAUUUCCAGCAGCAGUACUCCUCCUCCCUGAGAAGAUUUGAGACAGUGCAGCAAGAACUCAGCAAAGCCACAGCCCAAAACAAGGAGCUGCAGAGGGAAAUGGAGCGCUUGCAGUCAGAGGUGACAAGGUUCAAGACGAUGCAGCUGAAGGCACUGAAGGAUGCUGAGAAACACAAGGAAGAACGAGACUCCGUGUUCAGCGAGUAUCGCCUCAUCAUGAGUGAGAGGGACCAGGUCAUCAAAGAGGUGGACAAGCUGCAAACGGAGCUGGAGCUGGCGGAAUCCAAGCUGAAGAACACGUCCUCGGAGAAGAGGGUGGCCAGUGAGGAGAUGGAAGCUUUGAGACAGGAGCUCAACUCGGCUCUGGUGGAACGUGAUCGCGCCAUCUGCGAGAGGAACGAGCUCUUGGAAAAGUACUGCCACGAAGUGAAAGACAAGGCCGAGGCCCAGAAGGAGCUUGAUCAAGCGUGCAAGGAUAUUGAGACGGUGAAGGAAGAGAGAGACGUGGCCAGGAAGGAGAGGACGGAAGCCAUCAUCCAGAGGGACCAUCUGCUGAGAGAGUACUAUCAAGCUCGUCAGAUACAAGAUUCUGCCACUCUGGAUAUUGAAAGAGCUAACAAGGAAAUCGACAUGCUUCGAAAGCAGUAUGAAGCCAUGUCUCAGGAGCUAAAAGAAGCCGUCCAGGAAGCAGAAGUCGCCAAGUGCAGGCGAGAUUGGGCCUUCCAGGAACGUGACAAGAUCGUUGCGGAAAGAGAGAGCAUACGGACUCUGUGCGACAACUUGAGGAGGGAGAGGGACAGGGCGGUCAGCGACUUGGCAGAGGCCCUUCGCAACCUGGACGACAUGAGGAAGCAAAAGAACGAUGCUGUGCGUGAACUGAAAGAGCUGAAAGAAAAGAUGGAGAAUCAGUUGGAAAAGGAAGCCAGGUUUCGGCAGUUGAUGGCCCACAGCUCUCACGAUUCGGCCAUUGAUACCGAUUCGCUGGAAUGGGAAACGGAAGUUGUAGAGUUUGAGAAGGACAGGGAAGACAUGGAUUUGAAAGCUCUUGGGUUUGACGUGGCUGAAGGUGUGAAUGAGCCGUAUCUUCCUGGUGACUGCGGAAUAUUUGUCACCAAAGUGGAUAAAGGAAGUAUUGCAGACGGGCGCUUACGAGUGAAUGAUUGGCUGCUGAAGAUAAAUGACAUGGACCUCACCAAUAAGGACAGGAAGCAAGUCAUGAAGGCUGUGCUUAAUGGCGGAGGAGUUAUUAAUAUGGUCAUUCGCAGAAGGAAGUCUUUAGGAGGGAAGGUGAUAACGCCUCUGCACAUCAGUCUUUCCGGCCAUAAAGAUAGUGGGAUUAGUCUAGAAAACGGAGUGUUCGUUGCUGCGGUAGUUCCUGGUAGCCCAGCUGCCAAAGAAGGAUCCCUCUCAGUAGGAGACAGGAUAAUUGCUAUAAACGGCAUUGCACUAGAUAACAAAUCACUGACUGAAUGUGAAGCCUUGCUGCGGAACUGCAGGGAGUCCCUUACGCUUUCAUUGAUGAAGGUUUUUCCUCAGAGCUCAAGUUCGUCUUGGAGUGGUCAAAACAUAUUUGAAAACCUCAAGGAUUCGGAGAAAAUAUCCAACUGCAGGGUCCAUACAUCGGACGUGCAGGCUCAGAAUAAAAGGAAUUUGAAACACAACAGCUCUACCCAAACAGACAUUUUCAGCCCAGACAUCAUGGAUGUGAAGAAGGAUCCGAGUGACCAGGAAGGCGUCUUGUACGGCGAUCUCAAGCCCUUCCCCAGUAGUGUUUUGCAUGCUGACUCUCACCAUAGCUCGGUCCACGGUUACCACAGUAACUCCGAACACAGCCUCGGCUCCUUUAAUCCGGAUGUGUACAGGGAGAUGAGCUACGGGAUUGUGAACCUGGACAACAGAAGGUUGCCAUUUGAGCCCCCAGUCGCAGACUGCAUGAUGGUGGAGGGCCCGCUGGACAAAGAGCAUGCUGGGAAACACAGUGGCGGCACCUGGCCUAAAGUGAUGGUCAACAUUGCCACUGCAGAAACGGAAAAGUUUUCGGUGUACAAGAAGCCAAAACAGAGGAAGUCCAUCUUCGAUCCUGACACCUUCAAAAGGCCUCUGACUCCUCCCAAAAUGGACUAUUUGUCUCCCAAUCAGGUGUUAGGACACUCGCCCCAACCUUCCAAAACAGAAGCCAUUUCAACCCCUCCCACGCCUCCCAAGAGAAGUGACUCUAUUAAAUUCAAACACAAACAGCAAGCGAGCUCCACCUCGGACUCGACUGUGACGACCGGCUCCCCCCCUCCCAGCCCAGCUACCGCCCAGCCCCCUCUUUCCGUCGACCUCAAGCCAGACUGUGGCACUCACAAGGGGCGAGGCAGGCCUUCCGGGCACUACUACAGGGACGAAGGGCUGGACUCGGCUCACUUGUCCUCGAGGAAAUCGUGUGAAGAUGACGUCGGCUUUCAAAGAGUGCAAGAGCCUGAGAUGAAAAGGCCCAGGCCCAAAUCUGCACCUGCCUUGAGGCAUAAAUUAACACCUAUGCCCAUUCCUAACCCAUCUCACCAGGGCAGGGAGACCAGCAUCUCUGUAGCUUCUGUGUUUGUUUCUCCUCUCUUUCGUUCUAAGUGUGUUUCUUUUUUUUCUUUUCUGCACCCCUCUGCAUCUUUCAGAUACUUGUUCCGUAAUAGGUCUUUUCUGAGAAUCCCUGUGGUUCCUAGGCCAAAGUUCUGUUCACUCAGGAGUCUGAGACCAUACAUGGAAGAGCCACGGCACGUGAAAGUACAGAAGGGCUCCGAACCUCUCGGGAUUUCAAUCGUGUGCGGCGAAAACGGCGGCAUAUUUGUGUCAAAAGUCACGGGGGGGAGCAUCGCCCAUCAAGCCGGCCUCGAAUAUGGCGAUCAGUUGUUGGAGUUUAAUGGGAUAAACCUACGGAAUGCUACAGAACAGCAAGCUCGUCUGAUAAUUGGGCAACAAUGUGAUACCAUAACAAUUCUGGCACAGUAUAAUCCACACAUGUUCCAGCUGGGCAAUCAUUCACGUUCAAGCUCCCGCCUAGAACCCGUGAGCAGCCAUUCCACUCCGCAAGGCAGUGGGGCCGCCACCCCUGACAGCCAUUCAGUGAUUGAUACUGUGAGUGAACAGGACGAAGGGACCAUGACACCCCCAUCCAAACAGACCACGCCCACGACCAGCCCCCGCAAUUCAAUCAGGAAUUCCCUGGACACAAGCAAGAAGACCCCUGAACCUAGAACGGUUGUCAUCAAGAAGUCCCAAGCAGACCUUGGAAUCCAAAUCUGUGGUGGGAACCUGUAUGGAAUAUUUGUGUCAGAUCUAGAAGAAGACAGCCCUGCCAGAGGGCCCGACGGACUGGUACUAGGAGAUAUGAUCCUUGAGUAUGGCUCUGUUGACAUGCGGAAUAAAACUGCCGAGGAAGCUUACCUUGAAAUGCUGAAGCCAGGAGAAAGCAUCAGGAUAAAAGCCCAAUGCAGAAUACAAGAAUACAACAGGAUCAAAGAGUCACCGGGAGAUGGGUUCUACGUCAGAGCACUUUAUGACCGGCUUGCAGAAGUAGAACAGGAUUUGAGCUUUAAGAAAGAUGACAUCUUGUACAUUGAUGACACGCUGCCGCAGGGGAACUUUGGUUGUUGGAUGGCAUGGCAGCUGGACGAAAACGCCCAGAAGUUGGAAAGAGGACAGAUCCCCAGCAAAUACAUGAUGGAUCAGGAGUUCCAGAGGAGGCACAGUAUGUCCGAGGCAAAAGAUGAGAACAGCUCCACAAAGACGUCAUCAGCAGCCGCUCGGAGGUCGUUUUUUAGGAGGAAACAUAAACACAAACGCAGCGGGUCUAAAGAUGGAAAGGAUUUUCAGGCGCUCGAUACCAUCAGCACAGACUCCAUUCCUUUCUUGGAUGAUGCUGUGAGCUUGGCUUAUCAACGAGUCCAGAAAGUGGACUGUGCGUCUCCAAGACCUGUUCUUAUCCUGGGGCCACUGCUUGAUGCUGUGAAGGACAUGCUAGUCAAGGAAUCUCCUGGGAGAUUUUGCAGGUGUCCUCUUGAGGUGAUGAAGGCCUCUCAACAGGCCAUCGAGCGGGGAGUGAAAGACUGCCUGUUCAUCGACUACAAGCGCAGGAGCGGGCACUUCGACGUGACGACAGUUGCCUCGAUAAAGGAGAUAACGGAGAAGGAUUGCCACUGUCUCUUGGACAUCGCGCCACACGCCAUUGAGCGGCUCCACAGCAUCCACAUCUACCCGAUCGUCGUCUUCAUUCGCUACAAAAAUGCCAAGCAGAUCAAGGAGCAAAAAGACCCCAUCUUUCUUCGGGACAAAGUUACCCAGAAACAUUCCAAAGAACAGUUUGAGACUGCUCAGAAGAUGGAACAGGAAUAUAGCAAAUUCUUUACAGGUGUUGUCCAAGGUGGUCCUCUUUCGACCAUUUGCACUCAGAUCAUGAUGACCGUGGAUCAAGAGCAGAACAAAGUCCUGUGGAUUCCAGCUGGCCCUUUAUAGAUGCCUGCUACGAAAUGGCUGAAAUUCUGCAAAAGACUGAAAAAAUAAACUGUGAAGGGUGGGGCAGCCUGUUGAUAACUGCCUUUAUGGGGGGGUGCAGUUUAUAGAUCUACAUGAGCCGCACUCUGCAGAACAUCUCCUUGGAAGGCAGAAUUCUGUUGGCAGAAUUCUCAGAGAUCUGUUUCAACGCAAAUGGACUAAUACAGAAUUCCUCUCUUUCCACAAAAAAAAAAAGACUUUGCAAGGCUACAGAAAAAGUGAAAGAAACCCUUUAAAAUACGUUUACAAAAUCCUCCCCCGCCCCCCAAAGUACUUGGAGGUUCAUUUUUACUUGAAUUUUUUUUUUUUACUAUUAGUUCAAAGUUGGGGUUUUUGUUUUGUUUUGUUUCUGGUUCAUUUAGUUCUCCACUUCUGGUAUGAGAAGCAAGCACCAGAGUGGAGUUUCUUCACCCCGAGUGAGUUUAAUCUUGCCACGGUAUAGGCCUCUCACUUGGCGACAAACCUUUCACGUCUGAACAAUUGCACAAAUUGUGAACGAGUUCUCUUACCAUAAGGGUAAUGCGUGUUUUCGGAGUGGAUUCCAGGCUGGUAGCGGCCCUCACUCCCAAACAAAUGGGUCGAGGACUACAAGUUAUUAGAGUAGAUUUCACAGGCUCUUUGUCCAUCAAGAGUUCCUGGGUUCUUUUAUCCAUGGAUCUAUGAUUUAAUGUUAUAACAUAUCUGAUCAAGCUGUGCUCUUUGUGUGUGUUCAGGAAUAGUAAUUUUGAAUUGCUGCGCCUGUGUUUAAACAGCAGAUAAGAAGGGUUAACAGCAGGCCUCAGACGGCGUUAUUGUAUGGCCCCGUGGAGGUCGCCUGCUCUGUCGGAAGCGGACGUCACUCAUUCUUUGGUGUGGAGUAGUUUUAGGGAUUUUAAUUUAAUUAGAAGCACAGUCUCAGUUUUUUAGGGAUCUGAUAAUCUCUAGUGAGGUCUUAUACUUGUUAGUUUUUUGCCUCUGUCAACAAAUAUAGUGUAUGUUUUUUUAAAAAAAAUGUUACAAUGCUUAUUUCCUGAUGGUACCAGAUUCUGUUGUAUGUUUCUCUUUGCACUUCUAGCCUUGUGUUCCAGCAGUGUGUGUUUAUUUUUUUCUCUGUUAAAAAAGAUUGCAUGUCAUGUUUUUGUAGGUACUGUAACUUUAUUGUCAGUGUUCAAGUAUUGUUUGCAUUGUGAUACCUGUUCCUAACAUUUCAUAAUGUAGAAAGAUCCCUUCCCCCCUUUUUUGGAUUUCCCCCUUCAAUUUUUAGUUUUGCUUUUAUUUUGCAUUAAUUUAAAAAAAGGGAUUCUUCUUGCACAGUUGUUCAAAGACAAAAAAUCGGUUUGAAAUUUUAACCUCUGUUUUGCAGAUACUAUUUUAUAGUUCAAAAUACAGGAGAGAGGAAAGGAGAGGGAAAAGAUGUAGAAAGCCUAUUGAUAAAUUCUUAGUUGAAGACCUGUUUAUAAGUUGAGGGACAAGCAGUUAUAUAUUUUUUUAAAGAGAGAGGCCAGAGUUGAACUUCAGUGGUACGCUUGAAACAGACCGGUACUGUUGCAACAUGGAUUUUUCUAUACUAAAAAAGUCACUUUGUAUUCAAAACAUUAAAAAAAAACCUGAGUAUUGUGUUCAAAUAAAGGUCAAUUUCUAUAA
Molecule: messenger RNA, 7646 nt
Organism: Sphaerodactylus townsendi
Lineage: Eukaryota; Metazoa; Chordata; Lepidosauria; Squamata; Sphaerodactylidae
Gene: DLG5
Product: discs large MAGUK scaffold protein 5
Exons: 29
Coding region: 285-5984 (1899 amino acids)
Biological process (GO): regulation of apoptotic process
Molecular function (GO): protein binding
Source: RefSeq, a predicted model, not a curated record